AUGUUUCUCCUGCUGUGUAUUCUUCUUCAUAGUGUAUCAUCUCUUAAUAUCAGGAUUGAUGGAGAUAAUGGAAAUGAUUCAAUUGAGUGUCUUACAGAACAGCCUCAGUCUUCCUGUCAGUCAUUGAAGUAUGUAGCUGAUACUAUUAACAACACUGGUAACCUCACAAUAGAGAUCAUCAGUCCUACUCUUAGUCUACAAGGUAGUGUUAUAUUCACUGAUAUCAAUGGACUAACUAUCAAUGGACAAGGUACUAGCAUUAGCUGUAGGAAUGGAUCAAUACCUUAUGGUAACUCUGGUAUAGUUUUUGAUACAUGCAGUAAUGUUAAACUCAAUAGUUUUACUAUUGAACAUUGUGGAUAUGAAAAUGGACAAAAAUAUCCCGGGCAUCAAAGUGUUCUCUUUUAUAGUUGCAAAACUUUUCAAGUUUCAAAAGUCAACUUCAGUGACAAUAAUGGUUAUGGGCUGGUACUCUAUGAAAGCAGCAUUGGAUAUGUAACACAAAAUAUUUUUACAAACAAUGGUAUAAAACAUUCUGAUUAUUCAAGGGCUGAGGAAUCAAAUGCAACAGGAGGAGGCCUACACAUACUUCAGUAUAAUCUUUAUAAUAAUGCAAUUAGAAUUGAUGCUAGUCACUUUAUUAAUAAUUCUGCUACAACCAUUGGUAGUGCAUUGCUUCUAGAUUUAGGUAGCUGUGCAAACUUACUUUUGUCCAUCACUGCUUCUAAAUUCAUUGGUAAUAGAGCUGGUACUGCUGGAGGAGCCAUUGGGUUUAUAGUACAUAAAAUUAACUGCAAUUACAAUGGCACAAUACCUUUUUUAUACCAUAUUCAUUUGUCUGACUGCAAUAUCACCAAUAACAAGGCAAAGUUUGGUGGAGGAGUUGCAAUCCAAAUUGUUCAUUAUGAGGCUUCACUUGACGGGCAUAAUAUGAAAAAAAAAUUCUUUUAA
Amphimedon queenslandica is the source of this 951-nucleotide messenger RNA. RefSeq lists its product as uncharacterized. The coding region runs from base 1 to 951 and encodes 316 amino acids. Lineage: Eukaryota; Metazoa; Porifera; Demospongiae; Haplosclerida; Niphatidae. The record is from RefSeq and is a predicted model, not a curated record. The transcript has a single exon.